GAGUACGAGGGCGAGUACAACGCGUCGGGCGAGAGGGAAGGGCGCGGCGUCAUGCGGUGGGUCGCCGGCACCGUCUAUGAGGGCGAGUGGAAGGCGGGUAAGAUGGAGGGGCGCGGCGUCGCGCGGUACGCCGACGGCGACGUCUACGAGGGCGAGUGGAAGGCGGGUGAGAAAGAGGGGCACGGCGUCGUCCGGUGGGCCAACGGCGACGUGGAGUCGUGCUUCUACUCGCAGGGUGCCCCUGUUGGC
This is a messenger RNA of Emiliania huxleyi CCMP1516, 249 nucleotides long. RefSeq lists its product as hypothetical. The record is from RefSeq and is a predicted model, not a curated record. The transcript has a single exon. Lineage: Eukaryota; Haptophyta; Isochrysidales; Noelaerhabdaceae. The annotation marks the transcript as partial.